AUGGACAUACUUUGGCUCCAAGCCACACUCCGGUACACGAAUACAGAAGAUGUCGCUGGUGUUGUUUCGCAACUGCUCGGACGAGCACGUAAAACUGUCAAAGGCGUCCUGGCCGAGUACCUCGCCACUCACAACCUUUCGGUCGUCCAACCCCCCUCCAACACCACUAAGCAUCACUCUCGUGUCCCUGACACCCAUGCUGUUCGCGCGCUUGUGCAACGGUUCAUCCGUGACCGAUGUGUCACCCGUACCCGCACCGUCGCCAAAGACGUCUUGUCGUACCUCGUUGAGAAUCAUGUCAUGGCUGUCGAUGACCGCAAGGUCAAGGAUUAUGCGGCCUGUCUGCGUGCCGUACAGGUAUUCUUAGCCAAUCAAGGCUAUGCAUGCGGCAAGCGCACGAGUACGACUGCCUAUCGAAUGUCCAAGGCACAUGAAGAAGCCAGGGAUGCAUACGUCGGGACCAUGGUACCUACUGUGACCAUGCCCCUCGUCGUCCGCCUGUACGCCCCGACCGACGACGUCACCACCAAGCCAAAACACAAGGGCCGCCGAUACUGCUUCAUUGCCGGUAUUCUUGAUGAAGGAUCGGAUGUGUCGCACCUCCUCGGGCUGGACAUCUUUGUUGGCGGGAAGAAGAACAGCAAGAAAGCUGCUGGAAGAAGUCGAGGAGUUGGGGUGGUCUUCGGCCGUGUUUGUCAUGGACAAUGCCAAGUACCACAAGGGGAAGCCAAAGUCAACUCCCAAGGGAACGUGGAGGAAGAGCGACCUGUAUAUCAAGCUUGCGUCGACAACACGCUGACAGACGUCGCCCCUACUGACCUAAAGCCCGCGAUUUGGAAGACGCUGAAGAAAAACCUGGACGAGCAUGUCCUACCUGUUGUUGUUGCCAUGGCACAGGCUCGGGGCCAUCAUGUUGUCUACGCUGCGCCUGGUUUCUCGGAGCUCCAGCCUAUCGAAAUGGUGUGGUCGAACGUCAAGGAAACACACCUGGAGCGACUGUGCCGCUUUAAAUACCCCCUUCCCGACAGCCCUGCUCCGAUGUGCUACGUCCAACGUAACAACAUCUUAACGCACUGGAACCGUCAUCAUGGUGUUGGCGAGGACGUAGACUCGGACUGGAACUUCCUCACUGAGGAGCAGUAUAUUGACUUUUGCGAAAAAGCCAAUGGCGAUUUGCGCACGAUUGUGAAAGGGCGUGUCCAAGAUAGUGAUGACGGCAACACUGAGAACCAAGGGAUUGAGGAAGACGAAACGGCCGACACUGCGCAACCAUCCCCUCCUCCGGCGCCGACCGCAGCGUCGAAGAAGCCUACCCGCAAGCGUCCUCGUCGCAAUUAG
This is a messenger RNA of Aphanomyces astaci, 1338 nucleotides long. RefSeq lists its product as hypothetical. Lineage: Eukaryota; Oomycota; Saprolegniomycetes; Saprolegniales; Verrucalvaceae. The coding region runs from base 1 to 1338 and encodes 445 amino acids. The transcript has 5 exons. The record is from RefSeq and is a predicted model, not a curated record.